GACUUUAAUCAUUUUGGCUAGGGUGUCGUACCAAUCUACUAAAAGAGAAAACGCGUUGUAUGCCGUGAGUUGAACGGUUAGGUCAACUCAGAUUGCAGUAGCAGACAUCCGUCUAUAUAAUCAUCCCUCAAUUCGAUCAUCAAACGCUCAUCUAUAUAAAUAAAUGACGACUCACGGCAUCCAUGGCAAUCUUAUUGAAGUCACUGUUGUUAGCUGUAACAAAUUAAAAGAUACCGAAUGGAUUUCGAGGCAAGAUCCCUACGUUUGUGUAGAAUACGGUAGUACUAAAUCAAGAACUCGUACCUGUACAGAUGGAGGUAAGAACCCUACGUUUCAAGAGAAAUUUGUGUAUACACUAAUUGAAGGAUUACGGGAGUUGAUUGUUAAUGUUUGGAACAGCAAUACGCUCAAACAUGAUAGCUUCAUUGGCAGCGGAAAGGUCCAGUUGGAAAAGGCUCUUUCACAAGGAUUUGACGAUAGCUUGUGGCCAUUGCAAAGCAAAACUGGCAGGCAUGCUGGAGAGGUUCGAUUGAUUAUACAUUAUACCAAAGCCCAUAAACCAGCAACCAGUCAUGGUCCAGCAUCUCAACCGCACGGUGCACCCCAGGCCUCACUUUAUUCGCAGCCAUCGCCAUAUCCAUCAGUGUCAUAUCCACCACCUUCUGCCGCCCCAUACCCGCCACCUGGAGGCUACCCUCCACCGUCUUCCUACCCUUCAUACCCACCUAAUUCAAGUGGAUAUCCACCAGCUCCAUACCCACCUCAGGCGGCUCCUUAUGGUCAGCCCUAUCCACCUAAUUCAGCUUAUCCUCCCCAACCAUAUGGUUCCCAGUAUCCUCCCGGUCACCCGUACCCAGGACCAUAUCCUCCACCGUAUUGAUGUAGAACUCAUAUCCGUUGACCAUCCUUAAUGUGUGUGCGAGUUAUGUUUUAAAGUGUAUAUUUUGUUUUAGUUUCAAUUUCAGAAUUUGGAUGGUUAGGAAUUAGGAUAUUGUUUUCAUAAUGCACAGCAAAUGCCCAUGGAUAAAACCAAAGUACCAAAAGUGGAUGCUGGUCAUCCUUCUGUGUAAGUAUUGGUUUGCUCCUAUGCUUUAGAAGUGUUAUAUAUUUGAACUAUAUUGUAAUUUUUUUUUGUUUUUCAAAACUAAGGUAUCUGUUAUCACAAACCCAGGAUUUUAGAUGGGAAUCAGAAGUAAUUAUGGGCUCGGUGACCCCAGGAUUCUAAAAUCGUUGCUACAAAAUUGUGACCAACGGUUUUUGAAUCUUGGGCUAACGACCCUGAAGUUACUUUCGCUUUCCAUUCUAAAUAUGAAGUUUUGUAAUAAGAGAUGCCUUAACUCUGGAAAAAAAAACUACAAUAUUUCUAUGGUUCUUUUAAAAAAAUGUGAAUUUUUAUGUAUUGGUUUGAAAAAUUGUUGUGUGUAUUCUUUCAUUGGUUUUAUUGGAUAAUGUAAACUUGUAUAUUGAGUGUCAUUGUGUUCA
Helianthus annuus (common sunflower) is the source of this 1482-nucleotide messenger RNA. Its product is annotated as elicitor-responsive protein 1. Lineage: Eukaryota; Viridiplantae; Streptophyta; Magnoliopsida; Asterales; Asteraceae. The transcript is spliced from 7 exons. The record is from RefSeq and is a predicted model, not a curated record. Bases 164 to 880 code for a protein of 238 amino acids.